AGCAGAUUGUUCCUCAUAGACUUGCAGCAGAUGGCAUGGCUGUUAAGCCUGAUUGGGUUCACUAUAAAAACAUGUAGCCUUUCGCUAUCAGAAUCAGUAGUGACUCUGCUGAAUCUGGAGUAGGUCGUGAGGGAGAAUAACCGUGUCGAGUUCAUUCAGCUGGAAGUCGUGAAUCAUGCGGCAGCUCGUACGUUUGUUUUGCGGUGCUUUCACUAUUGCCUGUUUGCUGCCGGUUUUCGUGUCCGCUCUUCCGCGCAGUGUUAGGCCGAUGCCACAAUGGCAGCAGCCGUCUUCCUUGCCUCAGAAAGGCCUCGCGCCCUCCCCGUGGAACCCUACACUUGCUCCUAGCCGACCCCAGUUAGCCAAGGGCGAGAGGGACGAACGCCGACCGGAUAUAGCAAGGAUAAAGGUAAUCUGCCACCCAGACUACAUGGAGCUCCAGAUGGACGCUGAUCUGCUGGGCAUUGGUGUCCUGGUUGAUGUGGAGGACAUCCGGCUGGGCCCGAGUGACCAAUCCGGGGAGGCAUGCAGGGCCUUUCCCACCGAGCCCGAGAAGUACGUGAUCGCUGCCCCACUGACUGACUGUGGUACGCAGCAUGUGAUCACCGAAGACCAGCUGCUCUACACCAACACCCUGGAGUACUCUCCUGGCCCCUCCUCAGAUGGCUUGAUCCGAACUCAACCAGCGUCCUUUCCCAUUGUGUGCUACUAUAAAAGGAAGUUUGACCUGAGCAGCAUCCCUGUUGUGCCCACUUGGGUCCCCUUCAUGUCCACGCGUGCUGACGAGGGCCAGCUGGUGUUCUCCCUCCACCUCAUGACCGAUGACUGGGCGUCCCAAAGGGCUACUAUGAAAUACUACUUGGGUGACAUCCUCAACAUCGAGGCCUCGGUCGAGCAGUUCAACCAUAACCCCAUGCGUGUUUUUGUUGACAACUGUGUCGCCACGGUGACCCCUGAUGUUGAUUCUGUGCCCCGAUAUGGCUUUGUUGAUCAGGGUUGCCUGAUGGACAGCUUCCUGACGCGGUCUAGCGCUCGGUUCCUGCCCCGUCUUCAGCACAACAAGCUCCAAUUCCAGCUUGAUUCCUUCCGGUUCCACCAGGAGGAACGGACUGAGCUGUACAUCUCGUGUUUGUUGAGGGCUGAGACGGGCACUGUACUGGACGGCCGUGCCUGCUCCUUCAUAGACAACAGCUGGCAGUCUGCUGACAGUGAGGACUGGCUCUGUGACAGCUGUGUGUCACUGCGUGGCUCCGCCCAGUCUCCAGCAUCCAAUCAGAAGGGCUCCAUGCCAGCAUCCCAGAGUUCUGCUGGUAGCAGUGGUGCUGGUGGCACCAGUGCUAUGGUACCCCUGAGGCCCAGGUCAGCACCCGGUAGUCUGGACUCCACCAGAGGUUGGGAGAAACAAGAGCGUGUGGGUCCAAUCUCUGUGUUAAAGUCCAGAAGACCACUGGCACCACCAGAAGCAAUGCAUGGCCCAGAACCCAUGCCAGAAACUAACAUGGCCACAUCUGUCAAAAUAGGACUAGGAAGUUAUUCUCCCCACAAAGAUAGUCUCCCCAAUGAGCUUGACAAGCCAGUUAAUAAGAAUGUAGCAGUUACCCAAAGUCCAGAUGGAAAUGUCAACCAGUUCUUUGACCUGUGGAAAAAGCAAGCAUCCCAAAAAGACUGGACUGAAUUGAUGCAGCUUUUGCUGAAGGCGGCUUCGCCUGCUGUCACCAGUGCAGAGACCACCGCAGAGGCCCUGGUGCCCAGCGAGGCUACGCCCCUGCCCCUGCCUGCAGAGGAGGAAUCAACCGCUGCUCCUGCUCUUCUGCCCCUCACCCCGGGUUACAAAAUGGCUGACCUGAAGCUUGAUGACAUUGCCAUGGAAAUGAAUCAGUCCUCCCCAGCUCCACUCGAAGAGGAUGUGGUGGUAUCAAGCGACAAAGUGAACAAUUCUAUGACUUUAGUUUAAGGUCUUGCAAGCUUCCAUGGUUUGAGAGAUAAAUGUUCCAAACUGA
Alosa sapidissima (American shad) is the source of this 2000-nucleotide messenger RNA. Its product is annotated as zona pellucida sperm-binding protein 3-like. Gene Ontology annotation, biological process: binding of sperm to zona pellucida; positive regulation of acrosome reaction; egg coat formation. The record is from RefSeq and is a predicted model, not a curated record. The transcript has 11 exons. Gene Ontology annotation, cellular component: extracellular matrix. Bases 176 to 1954 code for a protein of 592 amino acids. Gene Ontology annotation, molecular function: acrosin binding. Lineage: Eukaryota; Metazoa; Chordata; Actinopteri; Clupeiformes; Clupeidae.